CAGGAGUAUAUUGAGCCCUAAAUGAGCCUUUCCUUCCCUUUCCAGAUUGUUUUACAGAUACCGAGACCUGGCCCCACAGCUGGUCCCACUCAGCUACAUAGAUAAACCAGAUGUGAAGCUUCCCUAUGAACUCAUUGGCAGCAUGGCAGAGCUGAAGGACAAUCCAUUCCGUCAACGGAUAGCAGAAGUUUUCUCAGAGGAUGGAGAGGGCAACAUGACUUUAGAUGACUUUUUGGACAUGUUUUCAGUGCUGAGUGAAAUGGCUCCCAGAGACCUCAAAGCUUAUUAUGCCUUUAAAAUUUAUGAUUUUAAUAAUGAUGAUUACAUAUGCAAAUCAGACUUGGAGAAAACUGUUAACAAACUGACCCGAAAUGAACUUACCCUAGAGGAGGUUUGUCUUGUUUGUGAUAAGGUGAUUGAUGAAGCUGAUCAAGACAAUGAUGGCAGACUCUCUGUGGAAGAUUUUCAGCACAUGAUAGCACGAGCUCCUGAUUUCCUCAGUACAUUUCACAUUCGAAUCUGAAUCUGGUGAAAGAGAGAUGAGAACUGCAUCUUGAGUCUGCAAUACGUCGUCGUUACCUUUUGCUUGAGGUUACUGCUCAUAUGAAAGAGAUAAAUAAAGAGGACCAAAUAAGGAUUUUCAGACACUGAAGAGCAAGGCGGAAAAGUCUUGUUUAAAUCUUUAGAAGAUACAAUUCAUCAAGAUUUCCCUUUGUAAUUUAGCAGAAGUUUUUUUUUGGCCAAUAAAAUAUCUUUUAAAAAAGUCUUGUUUUGAGUUACAGCCUGAGCAGAUCUGAUCUGUAAUGGAGAAUAUAUGUAGCACCACAUGCUGUCAUUUUCAGAAUAAACUAUUUUUUGUAGUUCAGAGUGAGCCAGGCCCUAAAAAGAACGUACAAAAAAUAUACACCUCUACCCCGAUAUAACGCAGUUCUCCGGAACCAAAAAAUCUUAUCGUGCUAUAGGUGAG
Molecule: messenger RNA, 967 nt
Organism: Gopherus evgoodei (Goodes thornscrub tortoise)
Lineage: Eukaryota; Metazoa; Chordata; Testudines; Testudinidae
Gene: CIB3
Product: calcium and integrin binding family member 3
Exons: 4
Coding region: 143-523 (126 amino acids)
Molecular function (GO): calcium ion binding
Source: RefSeq, a predicted model, not a curated record